Molecule: messenger RNA, 1210 nt
Organism: Mollisia scopiformis
Lineage: Eukaryota; Fungi; Ascomycota; Leotiomycetes; Helotiales; Mollisiaceae
Product: putative alcohol dehydrogenase
Exons: 4
Molecular function (GO): oxidoreductase activity; zinc ion binding
Source: RefSeq, a predicted model, not a curated record
GUCUUUCUCCAGCAUCAAAAGACAAUAACCAAGUGAGAUCCACUCAACCCCACCAUAACCAACCACAACCCACAUUUCCAAUCUCCAGCAAAAUCUUCUAGCCUUUCCAAAGAUACGCUUCUCACCCUCCAAACCAAGCUUCAAUCACAAAUAAAGUCAAAAAUGGCCCAAACAAUGAAAGCAAUCAUCUUCGACGGCCCCCACAAAAUCUCCAUCCAAGACCGACCCAUCCCCACUUUACAAGCAGAAACAGAUAUCAUCGUCGAAGUCACUUAUACAGCGUUAUGCGGCUCGUAAGUCACCUCCCCUCUUGUAGACGUUAUAUUAAUGUGAGCAGCGAACUACACGUAUUCCGCGGCAUAGAAAAAUGCGAGCCUGGAUUCAUCAUGGGUCACGAGUUCACGGGCACAGUGAAAGAUAUAGGGUCUCAAGUCAAGAGCGUGAAAGUUGGAGAUAGAGUUGUGUCUCCAUUUACUGUUUCUUGUGGAGAGUGCUUUUACUGCCUUGACGACUUCUCGUCUCGCUGUACCAAGAACCAACUUUUUGGCUCGCCGUCCCUAGAUGGAGGUCAAGCGGAAUUUGUUCGUGUUCCGCUGGCAGAUGGGACUGUUGUAAAAGCUCCAAACAGUAUUCCAGAUCGGGCGUUGAUUCUCAUGGCCGAUAUUUUUCCAACGGGUUUCUUUGGAGCGAAGAAUGCAUUCAAGUUUCUGACUCCGAAGCAAAUUACUAAUUCUGUUGCGGUGGUUAUUGGCUGUGGACCGGUGGGGUUGUGUGCUGUGAUUUCGGCGUUGAGUUUCAAGCCUAAGAAGGUCUUUGCUGUUGAUAGUGUAGAAAGUAGAUUGGAGUUGGCGAGAAAGCUAGGGGCUGAGCCGUUGAAUUUUGCCAAGGAUAGGGAGGGGAUGGAGAGGAGGGUCCUGGAGGAGACUGAGGGAAGAGGGGCGGAUUUGGUUAUUGAGGUUGUGGGCUUGAGUCCAGCAUUAAAAACGGCGUAUGAUCUAGUCAGACCGUUUGGUAUUAUUUCGAGUAUUGGUGUCCAUAAUGGGGAGAUUCCAUGGUCUGGCGCUCAAGGAUACGACAAGAACUUGAGGAUCCAGAUGGGAAGAUGUCCUGUACGGUCCGUAUAUCCAGAAGCGUUGCAGCUUUUUGAGCAGAAGCAAGAUCUGUUUGGCUUCAUGUUCGAAAAGAUCAUGCCCCUGUCUGAAGCUGUUGA